Molecule: messenger RNA, 3744 nt
Organism: Debaryomyces fabryi
Lineage: Eukaryota; Fungi; Ascomycota; Pichiomycetes; Serinales; Debaryomycetaceae
Gene: HST6
Product: ATP-binding cassette alpha-factor transporter
Exons: 1
Coding region: 1-3744 (1247 amino acids)
Biological process (GO): transmembrane transport
Cellular component (GO): membrane
Molecular function (GO): ATP hydrolysis activity; ABC-type oligopeptide transporter activity; ATP binding
Source: RefSeq, a predicted model, not a curated record
AUGACACCGAAAGAUAACAAAAUUUACUUGUCAGAAUCCAUCAGUGAUUUUGAUGAAAAAAAGUUUGAACCUUAUGGAACAGACCAAAACAAGAAGCGGAUACAAGACGAUAUCGAAAAAUGCCAUUAUGGUAUAUUUAUGUUUGUCGUGAGAAAUGAUUUUCUAUUCAUUUUGAUGGCAUGCCUUUGUAUGUGUGUUUCUUCUGUGGGAAUUCCAUUGCAGACCAUAAUUUAUGGCAAGGUAUUUGGUAAGCUAAGCGAUUUCUAUAAAAAUGAGUAUUCAGAGCUUGAUGUUUUCAUGUCGGAUGUGAGAUUGUUGUGUGGAUUAAUAAUGUUGAUAGGAUUCGUAAAAAUGGUUGUUACAUGGGUAGGGAUCAUUGCGUGGAUGAAAUUUGGAGAGAAACAAUCUACUCGGGCACGAACCAGAACGUUGAAUCUGAUGUUAAGUAAAAAUAUUGCAUGGUUUGAAAGUAACGAAAAUCUCAUGGGAGAAAUCUCCCAGACUAAUAGGUGUAUUGAAGAAUUACGGUGCGGUACAUCAGAGGUAGUAGGGUUAUUAGUUCAAACUAUAGCUUCAAUAAUAGCCCUUUUUGUUACUGCGAUGGUUCUGUCUUGGUCCUUAACAUUAGUAAUUAUGGCUAGCGCUCCUCUUAUGGGGUUAUUUGGCUGGCUCUUUGGUAGAUUAACUUAUGAGGCUGCAGAUUUGGAGAAUGAAUUAACUGCACAGGCUUCAAAGAUAUUGGAUUGGUCUUUAGUUUGCGGUGCUGAGAUAAGAAUAUUCAAUGGAAAGUAUUAUGAAAUGGCCAAGUUCAAUAAACUUGUGGAACUAUCAGCAAGUGCAUAUUACAAGCUAGCUAAUGCUAUAGCGUGUAAUACGGGCAUGUUAAAAUGUUUAACCUUGUUGAUGUUUGUGCAAGGCUUUUGGUUUGGAAAUUACAUGAUUAGCAUCGGCAAAUUAAAAAUAAAUGAUGUAUUUACUUGCUUCAGUUCAUGUCUUAUGUUAGGUUCAGAGAUUUCAGAAAUCUCUAUAUUAUUAGCGACUUUGAAUAAAGCACAAGCCGCGUCAUUCAAAAUUGCCAAGGCAAUUGAAAGUAAUGAAAGUCUCAAUGAUUCGGGUAUUUAUCCACCUCUGUGUGAAGGUGUAAUUGAAUUGGAAAAUAUUAGCUUCAAAUAUCUGUCUAGACCUGAAAAGGUUUUGAAAGAUGUGAGUAUUUCAUUCAAAUCAAAAGAAAUGAAUUUUAUUAUAGGGCCAUCAGGGUCAGGAAAAUCUACGAUAUCCCAAUUGCUAUUAAAGUUUUACCAACCCCAGAGUGGUAUAAUUAGAAUUGAUGGACUUAAUAUUUCCAAUUUGAGCACAAAAUGGCUUACGGAUAAUAUUACGUUGGUACAACAAGAUCCAGUAAUUUUCAAUGAAUCAAUAAGGAAUAAUAUUGGUAUGGCAACAGUUAAUAAAUUUGUCUCCCUUAGUGAUAUUCCUGAUUUGCUAAUCGAGGACGCUGCAACAUUUGCCUUGUUAGGUAGUGUAAUAGAAGAUUCUCGUGAUGGUAUUAAUACAGUUGUUUCUCUGACCAGCCUAUCUGGGGGUCAAUUGCAACGGAUUGCAAUUGCAAGAGCAAGAAUAAGUGAUACUCCGAUUUUGAUUUUAGACGAAGCUUUAUGCGCAUUGGACAUUAAGCAUAAACAAUUAAUACUUAAGAAUAUCAAAGAUUGGAGAAAAGGAAAAACUACUAUAAUAAUUACUCAUGAAUUUGAUCAGAUAAGUGAUGAUGACUAUGUAAUUUUAAUGGAAGGUGGAAAUGUUAAGAAUAAAGGAUAUAUGUUCGAGCUAACUCAUGAGGAUUUAAUACUUGAGGAUAGAUCUGGAUUAAAUAAUAAGUCUCAUGUUAAUUGUAGAUGUUCUUCGAGAUUAUAUAAAGCGGGCACUACCAAGCAUGAUUCGAUGACCUACCAUUAUCUAAAGAACCCGGCUGUAUUGAAAGAUCUUGAGAAAUGCUCCGAGUUAAGUUACACAACAGAUAGAAGACCAUCGGAGCUACUAUCAGUUUUAUCAAUAUUACAAUAUUGUAAAAAGACAAUUGAUAAUAAGACGUUGAUUAUUUUUGGAAUAAUUUUAUCAGUAAUUGGAGGUGCUACAAGUCCUAUAUUUUCCUACUGCUUUUCUAAAAUUUUAGUCACUAUGGUUAACGCUUCUAUUGGAAUGAAUAUAAAAAGGGAGUUGAUAAUGUGGUCUUGUAUAGUUGUGGGAAUUUCCGUAGGAAGUGGUAUAAUCCUUUAUUUAUCACUGUUUACAAUGUCUUAUGCUAGCGAGAGGUGGAUUGUCAAUCUUAGAAAGUUAGUUUUUAAGAAAUUAAAUGAGCAAGAGGUAUCUUAUUUUGACUCAGAAACUACUCAAGCAUCAGAAUUGACCGCUUUAUUAAUGAAUGACGCUAGAGAUUUAAGAAGCUUGGUAUCUGAAUUUGUAAUUAUUGCUACCAAUCUAAUUGCAAUGCUUUCAAUAGGAGUUAUAUGGUCAGUAAUAACAGGAUGGAAGCUAGCUUUGGUUGGUGUUUCGUUCGUUCCAUUAAUUUUAAUUAUUACACAUGCUUACUCAUUUGUAUUAGAAUUAUCUGAGAAUAACUACAAAACAAAGGUUUCUAUUUUAGAAAACUAUAAUCAUGAAAUUGUGAGUGGAAUAAAAUUAAUAAAAACACUUAAUCUAAAUAAAUUUUUCUUUAAAGAGUUUGUGCUAAAGUUGAACGAAGUCAACAAAGUAGGAUCUUUAAGAGCUGUGUGUACUGGCUUUGGCAUUUCAUUAUCUGAUUUAUGUACUUCGUUGGCUACAGGUACUAUAUUAUAUUAUGGUAUGGAAUUAGCUGGGAAAAGAGAAUACUCGCAAUCACAAUUGAUUCAGGUAAUAACAGUUCUUUCAUUUUCAAUGACCAAUGCAGCAAGUCUAUUAACCGAAUUACCCGAUAUUGCAAGAGGACAGAGAGCAGGUACUUAUAUUAUUAACCUUUUGAAGCUAAAACCAUCAGGAGUUGAAAAUGACGGUAGUAUUAAGCCAUACAAACUAUGUGAUGAUAGAGUGAUUCGCUUCCAAAAUGUUGAUUUCCAAUAUCCUAAUACACGAAACCCGACACAAUUAGUCUUGAGUAAACUUUCAUUCUAUGUUAAUAAAGACGAAGUUGUUGCUAUCACCGGAGAAUCAGGCUCAGGAAAGUCAACCAUUGGCGCAUUAUUGUCGAGGCUAUACAGAGUUACGGAUAGAUCCAUAUUUGUAACCAACUAUGAUAUUAAUAAGCUAGAUAUUGAUUGGCUAAGAGAUACAAUAUCUGUUGUCACCCAGGUUCCAAAGUUCUUUGAAGGUACGAUUUAUGACAAUUUAGUCUAUGGAAUGGAAAGGAGUAAGAUAUUAUCAGUUAGAAUUGAUCAUUGUUUAAAAUUGGCUAACAUUUAUCCAUUUAUAAUCUCAUUGCCAGAAGGAAUACAUACACGGCUAGGUGAAGGUCAACAUUCUUUAAUAUCUGGUGGUCAAUUGCAAAGGUUAUCUGUAGCAAGGGCAUUGAUUAGGAAACCAAAAAUAUUGAUAAUGGAUGAGUGUACCUCUAAUUUAGAUCCUCAUAACACUAACUUGAUCAUUGACUUGGUGAAAAAUAACUUGUCAACACAAAACAUAACUAUUAUCUUAAUAACUCAUAAUUUAGAAAUGAUGAAAAUUGCAAAUAGAGUAAUAAACAUAAAACAGGGUAAAGUAUUGGAAGGAUAG